This is a messenger RNA of Aureobasidium musti, 912 nucleotides long. NCBI's taxonomy places the organism in Eukaryota, Fungi, Ascomycota, Dothideomycetes, Dothideales, Saccotheciaceae. The record is from the annotation of a GenBank genome assembly.
AUUUCCUCCGUCAUGGGUAGUGAUGAAGAGCCAAUGGGACAACUUCAACCUCCUGAACACGAGUCAAAACCCUACGACGCGUCCCUAAGAGUAGAGCUGGCUCAUAGCAGCUGCCUCUUGAACAUCUCCGUGUCGCAAACCACCUCAUCCACCCACCACAAGUCACAUCGCCAUGGACAACCCACAGCCAGGCUCGCUGAGUUGGCGACUAAGUUCGCAUCCCAUCACUCUGCUCUGCUUCCUCGGUUUCCGCCUGUUCUCCUGACCUACCUCUUCGGCCUCUACUUCAGCCAAAACUACGUCCUGAUCUUCAUCAUCACAAUCAUCCUGCUGGCCAUGGAUUUCUACUACCUCAAAAACAUUGCUGGCAGAAGAUUGGUUGGUCUGCGCUGGUGGAAUGAAGUCAACGCCCAGUCCGGCGAUGGCAACUGGGUCUUUGAGUCUGCGGAUCCGGAUACGAGACAGAUCAAUGCUACAGACAAGAGGUUCUUCUGGUUGGCGCUGUAUUCGCAGCCUGUGAGCUGGGUAGCGUUGGGUAUUGUUGCCAUCUUCAGAUUGCACUUUAUUUGGCUUAGUUUGGUUGUCAUUGCUAUCGUCCUUGCCGUUACGAAUACCCUUGCCUUCUCUCGCUGCGACAAGUUCAGCCAGGCUACGAAUAUCGCAACCGGCGCUUUCUCUGCUAGCGGUCUUGCGAGCAAUCUCGGUGGUGCCAUGAUUGGCCGUUUCUUCCAGAUAGACAAAGCUGGGUUCAAAAUACAUUUCCUUCUGGUUACCUUUGUUUGCAUAGCUGCUGUUCUGCUUGUUAUCUGCAUACCCCUGACUUGUCCUUGCCUUUACGGAGUGCAGGAAAAUGCAAAAACUUCUUUGUGUUCAUUGCUUCAUCUUCUCUCCUUGUGUAUGCUUGUGCUGUAG